Terrapene triunguis (Three-toed box turtle) is the source of this 1975-nucleotide messenger RNA. Its product is annotated as C->U-editing enzyme APOBEC-2. The record is from RefSeq and is a predicted model, not a curated record. Gene Ontology annotation, biological process: cytidine to uridine editing. Lineage: Eukaryota; Metazoa; Chordata; Testudines; Emydidae. Gene Ontology annotation, molecular function: RNA binding; cytidine deaminase activity. Gene Ontology annotation, cellular component: cytoplasm; nucleus. The transcript is spliced from 2 exons. The coding region runs from base 264 to 923 and encodes 219 amino acids.
AGUGAGAGAGAUUGAUAAAAGGCCUUCGCAAAAGCGAGGGAGGGUGAUGAUAUCUGAGAGUUGUCGGAUCAUUCUACCACCCCGUCCAGUCAGUGUCACUGCAGCGUUGUUCCAUAUUUAGCUCCCGACAACUGCGUCUAGGACUGGAACUCCCAACUCCCUUUUUUCUCUCUCUUUCCCGUCUCUGCUCCCUGCACCGGUCUCAAAAAAUUGCUCCCUCUCUUUCCUCGUGGUCUGAACCCGGUGCACCAGCACCCAAGAGGAUGGCUGAAAACCAGGAGCCCAGCGACACCCAGACUGGUGAGGAGCAGCCUGAAAAUGCAGAGGAGUCUGGGGAGAAGAAGAAGGAACUGGAGAAACUGCCGCCCUUUGAAAUCGUGGGAGGGGAGCGCUUCCCAGCCUUCUUUUUCAAAUUCCAGUUCAGAAAUGUGGAAUACAGCUCAGGCAGGAACAAGACCUUCCUAUGUUAUGUUGUGGAGACCCAAGGCAAAGAGUCAGGGAGCUUUCGGGGUUACCUGGAGGAUGAGCAUGCAGCAGUCCAUGCUGAAGAUGCUUUCUUCAAUAACAUCUUGCCCACGUGCGAUCCCAACCUACGCUACAACGUCACCUGGUAUGUGUCCUCCAGCCCCUGUGUGCCCUGUGCUGACCGGAUAGCACAGAUACUGCAGAAGAACAAGAACCUGCGCCUCUCCAUCCUGGUAAGCCGCCUCUUCAUGUGGGAGGAGCCGGAGAUGCAGGCCGCCCUGAAGAAACUGAAGGCUUCUGGAUGCAAACUGAAGAUUAUGAAGCCUCAAGACUUUGAGUAUAUCUGGCAGAACUUUGCGGAGCAGGAAGAAGGAGAGGCAAAGGCCUUCGAGCCCUGGGAGGACAUUCAAGAGAACUUCCUGUAUUACGAAGAGAAGUUAUCAGAGGUUUUGCACUGAGGCGCAUGCCAGUGAGGAUUUCAGUUUGCUCAUUUAGCUUCUUGCUUUAAUGGUGGACAGACUCAUCUCUGUUUCUGUAUGUCUUAAGCCAGAAAUAGAGGCUUUUAAGGGUACUGUCACUGCCAUCUGUGACUCCAGCUCUGCCUAGGUCUGACAGUACAUGAGCAUCGUGAACUUUGCCUUAGUAGUACCUUACCCACUGCAGCUAGCAAUCCAUUAGUGUGAUCUUCCCCACUAUAGGGCAUGUAGAGGCAUACUGAGCUCUCUUUCUCGCAGGGACUUGUCAGUACCUCUAGGAAUGUCACCCCUCCGCCCCAAAUCACCUUUUCAUUAGGAAACAAAGGGGAGUGUCAUUAGAUAUAGCAAGAACGUUCCAUUCUUAUCUAGGUGGAUGAUGUUUGCACAUCUAAUGGAACUGGAAAGAAGAGGCCGUAGUGGUUCUAGUCCCCUAGAAAAAUAUCAAAGGAGGUAUAUUAUAGUAUAUCUUCCCUUCUGCCAUACACAAAGAUUGAGGAGUCCAUAACUAAUUUUGAGCAACAAAGCCCGGAAACAUCGGAAGCUGGUAACAUGUCUCUCUCUCAUCUCUCCAGGGCCAGCUUGUAAGAGAUCUGUCAACCAGCGGAGAGACAGGCAUGACAGACUUGGACAUCUGUGUCACGCCUUCAGCUUUUCAGAGCUGCUUUGAGUCAGGCAGGAUGCAACAAAAACCUUUAGCAGACAUGGCCCUGAUGGACUCAGACUACAUUUACCAUGUAGCAUUUAGACAUUUUGUUUAAUUUUUAAAAUAAACUUGUACUGUCUUUGUUAACAGGACAGGAGAAGGCUGUGUGCUGUGCUUAACGACAUGAAUGCAAUGGACUUCAGUGGAUCGAGAGGAGAGAGAGCAGGCCCCACAUAUUGGGGCAGCUUUAGAGUAAAAAAAACCUCACCUUAGAUCAAGGCUGCAAAUUCGAUAAAUGAAUUGAUUAAGUGUAUGUCUUAUAAAUGCUGAGGACCUUUUUCAAAGACAAAAACACAGAUAUAUAGAAAAUAAAAUUAUUCAUUUUCCACCA